GUCCGAGUGUGUUUAUUGCACGUUAUUAAGGUUCACUCAAAGUUCAGACUUUCUCGCGGGAGUGUUUGCUCGCUAUAUAAAUUGACAGGCAGUGCUGACAAGGCAGAGGAGAGAAUUAGAGCGGCCAUGAGAUGUGAAUGUGUGCAGUGUUUAUAGUGUCAGUGAGUUUACCUUGCGGAAUUAGUAAGCUGUUGAGUUUAAGAACAAGUAACCAGUGAUUUGUGGAAAGAAUGUCACUAAAACCUAAACGUGUGGAUUUUAAUCAGACCUGGCAUGAACUACAAGAGACUGUCAAAGGAGUAAUAACAUUAGCAAAUAUCCCACGUGCUAUAUGGAAUGAUAGAUUUAGUGAUGUUUAUUCUUUGUGCGUCGCGUAUCCCGAACCACUGGCAGAUCGUUUAUACGACGAGACAAAAAGGUUUCUAGUUAACCACGUAGACCAUUUAUUGGUAGAAGUAGAUUCAUACAACGACAAUUCGGAUCUACUUACGGCGUAUCAUCGGGCCUGGACAGAGUAUUCGCAGGGCAUUUAUUACUUACAUAGCUUGUACUUAUACCUCAAUCAACAGCACAUUAAGAAACAAAAGCUUUCGGAGGCGGAACUCAUCUAUGGCGCGAGUUCGAAUAGGGACGAAGAGUGUCAAGAGCAGAUGGAGAUUGGUGAGCUAGGUUUGGACAUUUGGAAGAAAAAAAUGAUAAUACCACUUAGAGAAAAGCUCGUCUCACUUCUACUUGUAUGUAUCGACGCCGAUAGAGAUUCGAAAUUGCUUGCCCCGACCGACGUUAUUUGUGGUGUUAUACAGAGCUUUGUUCGGGUGGAGGAAUACAAGAUGAAGGGACAAUUAAAUUUGUAUCAAGAAGCCUUUGAGGAACCUUUCUUGAAAGCUAGCAAAGAAUUUUACAUGGCAGAAGCCACGUCGCUGCUGCAACAAUUGGAUGUUACACGUUACAUGGAGAAAGUAACGUGGAGACUCAAUCAAGAGGAAGCACGUGCACAUAAGUUCCUUCACAAGAGCUCUGUACCAAAGGUGAGAGCGUGUUGUGAAGAGAAAAUGGUAGAUGCACAAGCCGAUUGGCUCCAUGCGGAAGCAGAAAACAUGAUAAAAAAUGAGAGUAAACGAGAUCUAGCUCUUCUUUAUCCACUGCUGAGGCCUUUACCAGGAGGUUUAGAUCCACUAGUACAAAAACUUACUCGACACAUCACGCAACAAGGAUUACAGGCAAUCGGACCUUUACAAGGAGAAAAUGUAUACACGCAAUUUGUGGAGAGCAUGUUAAAUGUACAUUCUAAAUAUUCGGAACUGAUUAGAGACGUGUUCAAAGGAGAUCAGAGUUUUGUAGGGGCUCUUGAUAAAGCUUGUUCUGCCAUCGUAAACUACAGGCCCGCUCCAAAGCAGCCAGUCCGAGCACCAGAAUUGCUGGCGAAAUAUUGCGACUCUCUGUUGAAAAAGUCACCCAAAGCAGCGUCCGAGAGUGAAAUCGAAGACAAAUUGAGACGCUCCAUAACUGUGUUCAAGUAUGUGGAUGACAAAGAUGUAUUUCAAAAAUUCUACUCGCGUAUGUUAGCAAAACGAUUAAUACAUCAGCAGUCACAAUCGAUGGACGCCGAGGAGAUGAUGAUCGACGAUUUGAAACGUGCUUGCGGUUACGAGUUCACGAACAAGCUUCAUCGCAUGUUUACGGACAUGUCUGUCUCGGCGGAUCUCAACGCGAAAUUUACGGCGACUUUACGGGAAGGCGAUGGAGAGAAUCAAUUGGGCACGGGUUUCGGAGUUAAAGUGUUACAAGCCGGCGCUUGGCCGCUCGCCCUGCCGCCAUCGCCUGGGCCAUUUCACGUUCCGCAGCAAUUGGAAAAGUCCAUACAGGCUUUCGAAACGUUCUAUCACAUGCAGUUUAGUGGUCGAAAGCUCACGUGGUUGCACCAUUUAAGCCAGGGCGAGCUCAAGUUUAAUUACUUGAAAAAAUCGUAUCUGGUCACCGUGCAGACAUAUCAAAUGGCGUUACUACUGCUUUUCGAGCACUGCGACGCGAUACCGUGCAGAGAGGCGGCAGCGUCAUUACGUCUGUCGCACGAUCAAUUGGUCAAGCACGCCGCCAGUCUCGUAGAUUGCAAGAUCCUUAAUAAAUCCACGGAGGAAUCCAGUGAACUGGAGGAGGACACCGUCCUUACGCUCAAUUUCGACUACUCUAACAAGAGGACUAAAUUUCGCGUAACUGGUGUAUUGCAACGAGAUGCGCCGCAGGACGCGGAAGCAACGCAUCGUAGCGUGGACGAGGAUAGAAAAAUGUUCUUGCAAGCAGCCAUAGUUCGCAUCAUGAAGAGCCGUAAACUGUUGAGACACAAUCAACUUAUACAAGAGGUACUCAGUCAAUCGAAAGUUACUUUUGCACCUUCUAUUGGGAUGAUUAAGAAGUGCAUUGAAACUCUGAUAGAUAAACAAUAUAUCGAACGUACUGCAAAUAGCGCGGAUGAGUACUCGUAUAUCGCGUAACCUUUUAACGUUUGUCACUAAUUUAUUUCACAUGAGAUGCAUCUCAAAUGUUGUGCUGAGAGCUAUUAAGACCUCUGAUCGGCAAAGCCAAUUAUUGGAAUUAGGUUCAACAAUCAUGGUGAAAUUCGAUCAUUCUUCGAGAUAAUUUCAAAGACUAAAAUGCUUUGUCAGCAACAAUUAAAAGAGGAAGUGGCUUUCGAUGGUAUUUGAAAGAUUGGGAGGAGCAUCGUAGACAGCUUAUUUGCAACUAGGAUCGAUCGAUUAAUGAAUACCUUAAUUAAUUUACUGACUUGUAAUAUAUGCACACACUGAAUAAAGAUGAAGUUACUAUUUUA
Messenger RNA from Cataglyphis hispanica, 2827 nucleotides. It is a transcript of the gene Cul2, whose product is annotated as cullin-2. Gene Ontology annotation, cellular component: Cul2-RING ubiquitin ligase complex; SCF ubiquitin ligase complex. The transcript has 8 exons. NCBI's taxonomy places the organism in Eukaryota, Metazoa, Arthropoda, Insecta, Hymenoptera, Formicidae. Bases 231 to 2492 code for a protein of 753 amino acids. Gene Ontology annotation, molecular function: ubiquitin protein ligase binding. Gene Ontology annotation, biological process: protein ubiquitination; SCF-dependent proteasomal ubiquitin-dependent protein catabolic process. The record is from RefSeq and is a predicted model, not a curated record.